Molecule: messenger RNA, 1896 nt
Organism: Hydra vulgaris (swiftwater hydra)
Lineage: Eukaryota; Metazoa; Cnidaria; Hydrozoa; Anthoathecata; Hydridae
Source: RefSeq, a predicted model, not a curated record
AUGGCUGUUGAUAAACCAGCAAAUAUAUUAGAUUUAAUAAUAUGCGACGAUCUAGAUUUAAUAAUUAACAUUGAAUAUGAUGCUCCACUUGGUCAAAUUACUAAAAGCCAUUACAUAUUAGAAUGGGAAAUUAACAUACUCAAUUCAUAUGAGAAAAAAUUCAACAAUAAGAGAUUUAAUUUUCGAAACGGAAAGUACAAAGAAAUGAAUCUCAUGUUUUAUAAAGUAAAUUGGGUUGAAAUCUUUGACAAAAUGAAUACAAAUCAAUGUUAUGAAUACUUUUUAAAAAUUUAUGAAAAAGCUUGCAAACAAUAUAUUCCUCGCCACUUCAAACCCACUAGUUCUAUCAAAAAUCCAUGCAUUAAUAAAAAAAUCAAGAAUCUAGUUAGAAAAAAACGUAGUUUAUGGUGUAGAGUUCGUGCUACAAACUUCAAGAACACAAACUUAAAUAAUGAAUACAAACUUAUCAACAAAACAAUUAAAAAACAAAUUAAAAAAUCUACUUUUGAUUAUGAAAUAAACUUAGCAAAAGAUGUAAAACAUAAUCCAAAACGCUUCUAUGCAUAUGCACAAAGAAAAAACCAGACACAUACAAAAUUGCUAGCACUUAAAACUAGUGACAACAAAAUAAUAACUGAUAAAAAAGUAAUUGCUAAUCUACUAAAUUGUAGUUUCCAAUCAGUAUUUGUCAAAGAAAAUCAAGAUUUACCAUAUUUCAGCAAUAAAACUAGUCAUUUAUUUGAAUGUGACUGGGACCAAGAACUAAAAGAAGACAUUAUAUUUAAUUAUUUAUUAGAACUUAAUGAAAACAAGUCACUUGGUUGUGAUAACAUCAGUCCCUAUGUGCUAAAGCAUUGUGCAGAAGGAUUAUCCAAACCUUUGUCUUUAAUAUUCAAGAAAUCGAUACAUUCAGGAGAGCUGCCAGAAUUAUGGAAAUCUGCAAACAUUACACCACUUUUUAAAAAAGGAGACAAGAAAGAUCCACUCAACUAUAGACCUAUCUCCUUAACAUCGAUACCAAGUAAGAUAAUAGAGAAAAUAAUUAGAAAAAAACUGAUAAUUUAUAUAACAGAAAACAAUCUGUUAACGUCUCAACAACAUGGAUUUAUACAAAAUAAAGGGUGCCUAACAAACCUAUUAGAAACUUUCAAUAUUAUUACAACUGAAAUUGAAAAUGGUUAUCCAGUUGAUAUAUUGUUCCUAGAUUUUGAAAAGGCAAAACAAAGAGUGGUAAUGGGUGAAGUUGUAUCAGAUUGGUGCGAGGUUUAUAGUAGUGUACCACAGGGCUCUGUAUUAGGUCCUCUUCUUUUUCUGUUAUAUAUCAAUGAUCUUCCCCAAUGUAUCUCUUCAAUCGCAAAAUUAUACGCUGAUGAUACUAAAAUCAUAUCUGUUAUAAAAGAACAUAAUGAUCUAACUAAUAUGCAAAAUGACAUUGAUUUGUUAGCGGAAUGGUCAAAUGUAUGGUUAAUGGACUUUAACAUAAAUAAAUGCAGUGUUAUGCACAUUGGAAGAAAAAAUAUUAACUAUAACUACACUAUAAAGCACGACAAUCAAAGUUUUCUUCUAAAAACAACAACAAAAGAACUAGACUUGGGUGUAAUAGUUUCAUCCAAUAUGAAAUGGAAUCAUCAGGUUCAAACCACACUUGGAAUUCGCAGCUCCAGUGAAAAAAAACUCGCAGCUCCUGCACGAAAAGCAGGUCGCCCAUCACUUGCUGACAUCACACAACGUGUUGGUUCAAAAAUUGCCAUUACCCAUGAAGCAAUUCGGUCUGAUCAAGUUGGGCAUUGGCCCAUUUUCAAUAAAAAGCGGGCUCGUUGCAAAUAUGGCAAAAUGCAGUUAUUCUCCUGCGGAGAUAAUAAGAUUUAUGAAAGAUUUUGGCGUAAAUGUAAAUAA